AGGGAAUGAGAUGGACAUGUUUGUGCGUGUGUUUACCCAGGGGUCAGCAGGACAAAAAGGAGCAAGGGGGCUGAGUGGAGCUCCUGGCAUUGAAGGGCCAAGUGGUUUACCUGGACUCGUGGGAAUGAUUGGAUACCCAGGAUCAGAUGGUCCCCCUGGACUGACUGGUUUAACAGGACCACCUGGGAAAAUAGGACGUCAGGGCCAAAGAGGUUUAGUGGGACUUGAGGGACUUGCUGGACUUCCAGGUCGUAGGGGAGAGGCCGGACUUCCUGGACAAAUUGGAGAAAUAGGACCACCUGGACAGAAGGGGGAGCCUGGUCUGUCAGGAGACAGAGGUACCCCAGGAUUCAAAGGCAUGGAGGGAACUUCUGGUGACCAGGGCAAGAAAGGCGAUCCAGGACCCAAAGGACAACCGGGAGAAUAUGGAAAUGUGGGCAUGGUGGGUUUGCAAGGCUUUCCAGGUCCAAAGGGACCAAAUGGUGAUUUUGGAUUUAGAGGCUUCCCUGGCCCCAAAGGACCGAUGGGUACUGCGGGAUUAUCUGGACCUGUAGGCCCUGAAGGAAUGAUGGGUCCACUGGGCAAACCUGGACCAAGGGGUCCAAAAGGGGGUAACGGUGAAAUGGGGCCCCAAGGACCACAAGGAGGUUCAGGACCCAGAGGACCCCCUGGUGCUCCAGGUCCAACGAGGCAGAUAUAUGAUUACUCAGAAGUCUACAGUCUGUCAGACUCAAACACUGCCCUCAGGACAGAGAGUUUCCAGAACACAGAGAUGAGCCUGCCGGAUCAGAAUACAGAGAUACUGAAGACUCUGCGUUACCUGAGCAGUGUGGUUGAGAGCAUCAAAGAACCUCUAGGCACGAGAGAAAACCCAGCUCGUAUCUGCAAAGAUCUGCUCGACUGUCAGCACACACUUAAAGAUGGUUGGUUCUGGAUCGAUCCCAAUCUGGGCUGCAUAUCUGAUGCCUUCAAGGUCUUCUGCAACUUCACUGCAGGGGGGAAGACAUGUUUACAUCCACUGGCCUCUAAUAAGAUGGUGUUCGGUGUCGGGCAAGUCCAAAUGAAGUUUCUUCAUUUAUUAAGCACUGAGGCCAGCCACAGCAUCACACUCCACUGCCUGAACGAUCCAUCCGACAAUCCAUCGGACAGCCUCACCUCCACUGGAAACGCUCAUACGCACAACACCACAUUUCGGUUUCGGGGCUGGAACAAACAGAUGUUUGUGAAAGACACACUACUUGAACCACAUGUGCUGCAAGACGAGUGCAAGAUCCAAGACGGGAGUUGGCACCAGUCACGUUUCCUCUUCCAUACUCAGGACAGUCGUCAGCUACCUAUCGUUGACAUACAGGAAUUUCCCACACCACAGCCCACCAGUCAGCAACAUAUAGAAGUUGGUCCAGUCUGCUUCCUCUGACACCGACACCACUAUCCUGUAACCGACUUACAUAAACGACUUAAAUGCAAGGCUGUUCAAAAUGGCUGCCUACCAAAGAGAAACUUGAACACCAAGCCUGAACGAGUGUCCAUGGGAGUUAGUCGUGUGCCAUGGAGAGUGUUUUGUUGAAAGGACUUUGCCCAAGGUCCGUUUGAAGGCAGGCCUGUAGGAACUUGAUCUCUGCAGGACAUCCGGGAAAAAGAAAGCCAAAGGAGAACAGUGUAUACCAGUAUUUAUCAAAUAAAUGUGUAAACUGUG
Messenger RNA from Solea senegalensis (Senegalese sole), 1696 nucleotides. RefSeq names its product collagen alpha-1(XXIV) chain (gene col24a1). Gene Ontology annotation, molecular function: extracellular matrix structural constituent. The record is from RefSeq and is a predicted model, not a curated record. The transcript is spliced from 15 exons. The coding region runs from base 11 to 1417 and encodes 468 amino acids. NCBI's taxonomy places the organism in Eukaryota, Metazoa, Chordata, Actinopteri, Pleuronectiformes, Soleidae.